Molecule: messenger RNA, 758 nt
Organism: Oncorhynchus kisutch (coho salmon)
Lineage: Eukaryota; Metazoa; Chordata; Actinopteri; Salmoniformes; Salmonidae
Product: homeobox protein not2-like
Exons: 3
Coding region: 1-672 (223 amino acids)
Biological process (GO): regulation of transcription by RNA polymerase II; central nervous system development; neuron differentiation
Cellular component (GO): nucleus
Molecular function (GO): DNA-binding transcription factor activity, RNA polymerase II-specific; RNA polymerase II cis-regulatory region sequence-specific DNA binding
Source: RefSeq, a predicted model, not a curated record
AUGCGCCAUUACGCUUCGCUCUAUCCACAGCGCAACAGUAGCCAGUGCGCAGCGGCGACCAAGCCUGCCAGCGGGAAAUCUUUCACCAUUGACGCCCUGCUCGCCAAGCCGUCGGAGACACACAUAGACCGAACGAGUCCCAUUCACUGUAGACUCAAAUACCAACCGACAGCGCCACUACAUCCCUUCCAGACCCAGAUGAGCUCAGCGCUGCCACAGUACCUCUACUCGCCCAACAUGCUGCACACGCCGGUGCACAGUCACACACAACCCGGAUACUCUGUCUACUGCUGUCCGCCGUUCUCAUGCCAUGGGGCCUUUUACGCACACGAAACAGGUCUAUCAAUGUCCCACUCAUUCAAACACAAGGAAGGGAAAUCCAAGCGGAUGCGCACCAGCUUCACCAACGAGCAGUUGGACCGUCUGGAGAAGGAGUUCUCCCGGCAGCAGUACAUGGUCGGCUCGGAGAGGUUCCUUCUGGCGUCGGGUCUGCAGCUCACAGAGGCUCAGGUUAAAGUGUGGUUCCAGAAUCGACGCAUCAAAUGGCGCAAGCAGAGUCUGGAGCAACAGCAGAACAAGCUGGUUAAACUGGGCCUGGCCACCCCAGUGAAGAGUCCUGGUUCUCAAGGUCUGGGGGAGGAGGCGGAGGAGAUCGACUUCUCAGACGGAUAAGAUGUGCAUAAAGACGGGCUCCCUGACUACUGCUGACCGGUCUUGGACCACAGAACCGGGCAUCUGUAUACACCGCUCAAGACACG